AUGGACGGGCCGCCGACCAUGCUGGGCUCGUCGGUGACGCCCACCCAGACCCCGGCUCAGAAGGAGAGGCCCUUCAGUCCACAGUCGUCGAGCACCGUCUCCGGACCCCGACCCAGCCUCGACCUCAACGAUGGCGGCAACCUGCAGCCCCCGCUUGCCACCAACGGCCCUGCCUCCGUGCGCAACAUGUCCACCUCUGCCGUCAGCUUCGGCCCUAGGGGCUCGAGCCUCAACGCCUCGUCCAUGGCCGGCCCGGGGAGCUUCAGCUCCGACCUGAGGAGUCAGAUGGGGCAGUCGCAAGCGGGCUCGAGGAUGGACGUCUACAACAGCCUGGGCACGCUGGACGAGGCGGGCGAUCCCUCGGCCAGGGACAGGCUCCUUGCCGAUCUGCGUGACGACCUCGCCAGGGAGAACAAGAUCAAGGAGGGCAGUGAGAACAUGCUCGAGGCACUCAACAACAAGAAGCCAAAACACGUCAAGGAGCAGAAGGCAAAGGUCGAGGCUGAGCUGAAUGCCUCCUAUGCUCGCAUCCGGAACCUCAAGCUGCGCAUCGAGGACAUCCAGCAGGCCAGGGCGGCCCCCACCACGCCAAUACGGGCUCCCGAGGAGUUCUUCCCCCCCAGCAGAGGGAUUCGGUCGCCCCAGAGCGCAUCAAGGAGUGGUGCUGGCUCAGAGAUCGAAGAGACCAUGGACCCGACUUACCAACUCGGGGAGCUCUUGCAGGCUCUGGAGGCAACUGGUCUGACGCCCGAGUACUACGUAGCCAAGGCGAAUAGUCUUGUUGAAUUAUUCAAACAGCAUCCAGUGCUCAAGUAUGACCUCGUCUGGUCCAUCUUUGGCCUCAGGGUGCAGAUGAUGCUGGUCAGCGACAGCAGGGAGGUUGUGGCGGCUGGCUACAGGAUGACUCGCUACGCCAUGUCGGACAGGGUGUCUCUCAAAAAGAUACGCACCCUUAACACUGAUUACAUUGUGAUCUCGUCUUUGAUCAAGGACAGAAAGGCCGAUCUGGAGAGGGAGCAGGCAUUGAAGUUUGUGCGCGCUUUCCUGGACAUCAAAGACGGUGUUCAGGAGCUGUCAAGGGCGGUCGUCAGGACAGUUGUCUCCAUUGCAGAACACAACGAAGACAGGCUGCGGUCAAUAUGUCUGGAAACACUGGCUGAGAUCCUGGUCAGAGACCCUCAGCUGGCUCUUGCCUCCGGAGCGAUGGCUAUCCUCUGUGAUGCCCUCACAGAAGGCUCUUACAAAGCUCCAGAGAGUCUGAUUUCGGCCUUUCUAUUUCUGCUGGACUCCCCCCAACGGCGAAAGUAUCUCCGACCGGGCUAUGAUGUGGAGGUCAUUUUCAAUGUCUUCACUGAUGUUUUCAUCACCAGCGAAACCAUCUUGAAACACAAUUCCAAGGCCAUUUCUUCGGCGCUCAGGACGUGGUCAGGUCUCAUGUACUUGUCCAUGUACAAGUUCAGGGCCAUCCGAUCCCUGAUAGCAAGCUUAGUGAUACCCAACCCGCACGCCAGAGACACCGUCAUCGACCUUCUCUACUCGCUGCUGCGAAUCAAGUCGCCAGCAUGGGCAACGCCAUUUCUGGCGGGAAGGAGACUCACAACGUACGGGAGGGUCGCGGCGCUGAACACGACAGCACAGAAAGGCACACAGGCAUACAUCGAGGACGACGGAGGGGAGCAGAAUUUCGUGGAUCACUAUACAGCACUGCUCCUGGCGGCGCUGAUCCGGGCGGACCUCGUGCCGACGCUUCUGAACCUCGCCGGAGAUGCAGAGGAUGAGACCCUUAAGCGCAAGUCGACCUUGCUGUUGGGUGAGGUUCUGAGGCUUUCAAGCCGUCUGCUGCCGCCUUCAUGGAGCAGCGAGUUGCAAUUCUUGCCGGGACUGUUCUCGAACGCUGUGCGAUUCAAGGACAAGAACCACUUCGUCGCCACCAGUCUCGUCUACCAGAUCAGCAGUGUCAGCCGUACUCUCUAUCGGUCCUCUCCGUCUGUCUUCACGUCUGCCGGGCUUCCAUCACACCAGAUAUCAAAUCCGGGAUUAGAAGAAGAGCAGGCCAGAGCCGCUCCCGUCGUUAGCGUCGAUGAGGGCACGUUCCGGCAGCUUCUGGUUGACUCGUACGUUCUGAGUAGCAGCAAUUACCUCAAGUGGAACUGGGACAUUAUCCUUAAGGUCAUAGAGGGGCCUUUGACAAUUAACAAGCGCGUUGAGGAUGCUAUCAAGGCGUCGAAAUGGAUGAAGAGGUUGAUGGGUUUCUACCGGCCGUUCAAGUACCGGUUUUCGGACAUGAAGAACACACGAAACACGCAGAAGUAUGUCAGGGCGGGUUGCGCUCUGAUGCAGGCUCUGCUUCAGACACCACAAGGCCGGGCAUACCUGAUAGACAACAAGGUCCUGAGGCAGCUCGCCGAGUGUCUGGCUCAAUGUGAUCCGAAAAGCGGUUUGACCGCUCGGGUCCCGCUGUUUUCCAGAGACCGGCUCCUGGAUACGCUCAGCGGGGGAUACGUUGCUAUGCUUGGUGUUUUGACGGGGGACAUCAGAGGCCUCGAAAUGAUGAACAGGUGGCGAAUGUUCAAUAUGAUAUUCUCCAUCCUUGACGGCCAGCGACGCCCUGACCUGAUCAAGAUGAUGCUUUCACACUUUGAUUACAGCAUCCAACACCACCCUCAAGUCCUGCUCCAAAAGGCCAUGACCGGCAACACCAAAGAAAUCCGGAUGUAUGCUACAAACAUUCUCGGGAAGCAUGCCAACAACCCCAAGGUCAGCUUGACGGGCGACAUGAAGUGGGCCAUCAGGGCUCUUGUGACGCAGCUCUACGACCCUGAGGUUGAAGUCAGUGCCACCGCGAUCAAAACACUCGAGAAGGCGUGUAACGCCAAAAACUACCUGGAAAUGAUCGUUGAGUGCAAACCGGGGCUUGAUCAUCUCGGGGAGAUCGGCGCUCCCCUGCUGCUCCGAUUCCUAUCCACCUCGAUUGGCUAUCACUACUUGGACGGCCUUGACUACAUCAGCAACGAGAUGGACGACUGGUUCCUCGGGCGCAACGACACGUAUGUGAACACCGUCGAGGCCAGUCUAGCUCGUGCCUUUGGCGACGUCCAGGACGAGCCCGCGCACCGCCUGAGCUUGCUGGGUGACGACCCGGAUGCAGAAGCUGACCCGCACGUCCCACCACACUUUUACCGUGAGCUCACGCGCACCGAAGAGGGCUGUAAACUCUUGCAAGACAAGGGCCACUUCGCCGAGUUCGCAGCCACAAUCAAAGAGCACGGCCUGGAAGCCGAGGACCCUGAAAUCAUGACCAAGGUCAAGGGAUGCCUGUGGGCUGUUGGCAAUGUGGGUUCGAUGGAGCGUGGGGCCCCGUUUCUUGAAAGCUGUGAUGUGGUCCAGGAUAUCGUGCGCAUUGCCGAGUGGCACGAGGUCAUGAGCAUGCGAGGGACCGCGUUCUUCGUCAUCGGCCUGAUCUCGCGGUCUGUCCACGGGCUCGAGAUGCUGUCGGAGCUCGGGUGGGACGCAAACACGAACUCGCUAGGGAACUCGACCGGAUUCUGCGUGCCCAGCGACCUGUCCAAGUUCUUCUCCCUGCAGCCGUGGAAGCAUGUGACGGCCGGCGCCAUGGUGCUGCCAGACACGCAGAGGACGGAAAAGAGCGCGAAGGCGCCAGUCAUGCCGUCUCGGCCACGAUCGGACUCGCUGAUGGAGGCCAUGGGGCCCCCGACAGGCGAGUACGACUACGUGAACACGGGCGCCUUCGACCACGACGAGCCUGUGGAGCUAGACCCAGACCCGCUCAACCACAAGAUCCUCGAGCUCUUCAUUGACCUCAGCAACACGGUCCGCUUCCCGAAGGCCCGGGCCGAACUGAUACAGCUCAAAGAACAGAAGAAGCCGGCGGGGUUCUCCAACCCGCGGUUGUUCCGGCGGGUGGUGGCGCUCAUGGAGACGCAUCACUACAGGCUGGGUGCGCGGCGGAUGCUUGAAUUGUUCGAGCGCAGUGUGCUUCGAGACGUCGUCUUUGAGGACGAUGGGGAGGGCGAGGAAGCUGAGGACCGCACCGAGAUGCCACAGGAGGCGUCGGGUGCCGCCACGCCGGCUGAUGAAAAGGAUCAGGAGAGUGAGGCUGACGACCUGCAGUCUAGCGCUGGGUAG
This is a messenger RNA of Diaporthe batatas, 4146 nucleotides long. RefSeq names its product TORC2 complex subunit TSC11. Gene Ontology annotation, biological process: TORC2 signaling. The transcript is spliced from 3 exons. The record is from RefSeq and is a predicted model, not a curated record. The coding region runs from base 1 to 4146 and encodes 1381 amino acids. Gene Ontology annotation, cellular component: TORC2 complex. NCBI's taxonomy places the organism in Eukaryota, Fungi, Ascomycota, Sordariomycetes, Diaporthales, Diaporthaceae.